Saccharomyces paradoxus is the source of this 894-nucleotide messenger RNA. RefSeq lists its product as uncharacterized. The coding region runs from base 1 to 894 and encodes 297 amino acids. Lineage: Eukaryota; Fungi; Ascomycota; Saccharomycetes; Saccharomycetales; Saccharomycetaceae. The transcript has a single exon. The record is from RefSeq and is a predicted model, not a curated record.
AUGCAUAUGCAACUUAGGAAAAGAAAAAGAGUCGACUAUACGGGGAGAAAUCCAACGUCCGAACCGCCCUCAACCACAACCACAACCACAACCACAAUAAUACCAUCCAUUGUUGUCCCCAAGAAACGUAAACUAGCCACACCAAACAUGAUUAAUUCCACUGUUCCGAGCACGACCACGGCACCGAGCACCUCGAAUAUAAUAAUACCCAAGCCUUUGCAGCGUCCCAAAUUUCAUAAUAGCACCAGCUCAUCUCCACCUGAUGAUGACUUCGAAAAGAUUUCUGUAUUGGAAGUUCAGAAAAAUCUGUCUAAUCUCAUCAAGAGACAACAAAGCUUAUUUUAUAAGGACAUACAUAAGCCGACUCUAGUCGGCAUGAAAAACUUCGAAAUGUUGAGACUGCCCAAUGAUUUAAAACUCCUACAAAACAUCGUAAACUUAUUGAAUUCAUUCGAGCAAUUAAAUAGCGAUUCGAGGAAAAGGCCGGCCAGCACUGCCAGUUCAAAGGUCUUCUCACAAACGCACUCAGAUAAAUUGAAAAAAUUAUCAAUUGAGAAGAAACCUCUACUUAGCCAUCCCAAUCAUAACGGUACCUCUCACCACAAUGACAUCAUCCAUGAGAUAGCGAACCUGCACUCCAUAAAUUUGAUAGAUCUGCUGAAUUUGGAAAUGUAUAACAGCAAUUUCCAUACAAACAAUACAGUUUUACAAACUACGGCGAAUUCGCUGACGGUCAACAGUAUUAUCAAGAAGCUUGACAAGCCGAUACUAAAAGAAAGAAAUAAUUCUCUAAUAUGGCCCCAUAAAAGUAGACUUAAAGCAAAGAGGAACCAGCCUUCGCAGGGCCAAUCGUUAAUAAAUAAUACAGACAUUACUCUUUACAACGAUGUAUAG